AUGGAAUCGGAUUCAGCUUCUGAUCACAAUGAAGACUCCAAACAAAGAGGUCCGACAACAAAGGCAAAAGCUAAUAAAGUGAAACUUGUAAUAACUUACAAUAAAAAAGGUGUCCCGGUUGGAAAGGAAGCCACAAAACUGUCUAGUUUUGAGGGUUUGGUUGCAAGAACAAUGGUUCCCAUAACCUGUGAGUCUUGGCUGGAAGUUAGUGAAGAAGUAAGGGAAGGGUUAUGGCAAUAUGUUUUGAUGCAAGAAACCGGCAAGACGGAAGAGGAGAUUGAUAGGACACUGUUGUGGAAAAAAGCAAGAGAGUUGAAGACAGGAGGAUACGAAUCAGAUGUCAAGAUGAUUGUUGAUAAAAUUGAUGAGCUGCAGAAAUCUGGAAGCUUUGGAGCGGUUACAUGUGGAACACAUGAUGUGCUUACAGAGGCCAGGGGUACUCAGGAACAACGUGGGCGUGUACGAGGGAUGGGUAAAUUUAUAACGCCACAACAAUACUUUUAUUUACCCAAAAAUGUUAAGUAUUACUUGGAGAUUGAGAACGAGAGGGUGGAUAAACGAAUCAACAAACUUGAAGAUGACUUGGAGAAACUAAAAAGAGGUGUACGUAAUGUUUCUGAAGCCGCAAGUUGCCAAGUAGGGGGCGUCAUUGAAGAUGUUGAAAAAGAACCACGGGAUGAAUCACUUGAUAAUUCAUGUCUUCUUGCGGUUCAAUUUGCUGCAAAUGUAGUCGCUAAAGGAACCAUAAUGAAGUAUAGUGCAUCGGAUGAAAACAUUGAAGUUAUGAUGGAAACAAUUUUACAAGGAGAAGCUUUAAUACCCAUUCCACUUGAAGAGGAGUUCAUUGUGAAGGGAAAAGUGGUGGGGAAACAUGUGAAGAAACAUGCAACACCAGUGAAGAAACAUGCACCACCAGUGAAGGAAGGGUGCAACACCUUUAAAAGAAGAAAUAGGAAGUAA
Molecule: messenger RNA, 960 nt
Organism: Lactuca virosa
Lineage: Eukaryota; Viridiplantae; Streptophyta; Magnoliopsida; Asterales; Asteraceae
Source: the annotation of a GenBank genome assembly